Cladocopium goreaui is the source of this 711-nucleotide messenger RNA. NCBI's taxonomy places the organism in Eukaryota, Dinophyceae, Suessiales, Symbiodiniaceae. The record is from the annotation of a GenBank genome assembly.
AUGGUUUGGGAAGCGCCUGCCGGAGCGCCCGUCGAGCUCUGCUUUGAAGCCAUUGACCUGCUGGGCCUGGACCAGGCUGCCUGCAGCAGCGUGCUGGAGGAUUUGGCCAAAAAGUUGAGACCAAUUCCACCAUUGGAGUUCAAAUCCUUCUCCGAUUGCAGCUAUCUGACCUGCAAGGCCCUGGGUGUUCAAGUUCGACUCGUUUCCGGCAAAGCUGAUGUGGUUUUCCUCUACAAUGAGAAUGUGGAGGGAUUUAGCCAAUUUCGAGGCACUUUGCCUGAGGGUCUGGAGUGGACUCACGAAAGCAAGGAUGUGAUUUUGAUGCUCGGAGAGCCAUCCGACAAAUAUGGUGGAGGAAGGUUCAGAGCUGUGGGAAUCAGCUACGAGACCUUGGGCCUGGACAUCCAAUUCAAGGAGAGCAGUUGGGAAGACCAGAAGAACCCCAUCGCCUUCAUCUCUGUUUUUCAGCGGCUUGAUCCUUCACAUGGUUUGUGUGAGCUAUGCGGGAAGCAUGCUUCAUUCAGAUGCGGAUUGUGCAAAAACAAACGCUAUUGCAGCUCUGACUGCCAAAAGAAAGACUGGUUGAGACACCAAAAGGAAUGCUCAGGGUAUCUGGAAAAGCCAUCACUCAAAUGUGAUGACUUGCUACCGCGCUGCCAACAAGCCUCAAAGCUGGUCACGCACAAGGUGAUCUUGGACGCGAUGGACUGA